AUGACUUACCCAGAAAAGAAGAUAUGUUUAGUAAUAGUAGAUGGUUUUGGAAUACCAGUUCAAAGCAGACCUGUAGAUCCUACAAAAAAGGUAGUAUAUCUGAAUGAACUAAUUAAGAAAUAUCCAAACUGCACAUUGGAUGCCUCAGGGGAAAGUGUUGGAUUACCAAAGAAUACAAUGGGGAACUCUGAGAUGGGUCAUCUAACAAUUGGUACAGGCAGAAUUAAUUUAGUUGGAAUAGAAAUGAUUAAUAAUGCUAUCAAAACUGGUGAUUUUCAUAAGAGACUUAAACAGUUAUUUCCCAGAUUUACAAAAAGAAUUCAUCUAAUUGGUUUGUUAAGUGAUGGAUGCGUUCACUCAUGCACCAAUCAUUGUACUGAAUUAAAUAAUUAUAUAAGAAAGGAGUUGCCUGAUCACAAAGUAUUUAUACAUGCAAUUUCAGAUGGCAGAGAUACUGAACCAUGUGAGUUUAAAAAAUUUUUUAAAAAAUACAAUAAUAUUGUAUCUGUUUGUGGAAGAUUCUAUGCUAUGGAUAGUAGUAACAACCUUGAUAGAACUAAGGCAGCAUAUAUGAUGAUGACCAAAGGUGAAGUAAAGGAAUUUGAUAUUAACAAAAAUUAUUCUAAUUCUAUCACAGAUGAAUAUUUUGAUCCGAUAUUGCUAAAACAGGAAACAAUAGAACCUGAUGAUACAAUUAUAUUUUUUAAUAUAAAGGCGAAUGGAAUGAUUCAAUUGGUAGAGAAAUUUCAGAAAACACAUAGAAAUAUUUUUACAAUGACAGAGUAUAAGAAAGAACUUGGUGUAUUCAUAUUUCCACACCAAAGGAUUCAUCACUCAUUAUCAGAGAUUCUUUCUUCCAAGUAUAUAUCACAUAUACAUUUAGCAGAGUCAGAAAAAUUCCCUUUUGUCACCUACUAUUUUAAUGGAAUGACUUACCAUAUAAAUUAUGGUGAGCAACACAUUAUGGUUCAGAGUAUGACAGGUGGAAAAUUAGAUCAAAAACCAGCCUGUGCAAUGAAGGACGUAGCAAGAAAGACUAUCAAGGUGUUGGAUAACAAUGUAGGUUUUAUUGUUUUGAAUUUUGCAGGACCAGAUUUAGUUGGACACACGGGAAAUUUUAUAGCAACAGAAAAUUCAGUUUCCAUUUUAGACGAUCAAAUCAAAAUGGUCCAUGAAGCAUGUGAAAAAAACGGUUAUUUGAUGAUAAUAACAGCCGAUCAUGGUAACUGUGAAAAUAUGAGAAGUGGACGUGGUACCUGUACAACUCAUAGCAAAAGCAAGGUUCCUUUUAUUAUAACGAGUAACGAUUACGAGAUUGAUAAAAGUUUAAAGAACAAAGGAUUAAAGAAUAUUGCACCAACAAUACUUUAUUUAAUGAAGAUUGACAAACCAGCUGAAAUGACAGGCAAAUCGUUAGUCAAAAAGUUAAAUAAAUAA
Molecule: messenger RNA, 1437 nt
Organism: Hepatospora eriocheir
Lineage: Eukaryota; Fungi; Microsporidia; Hepatosporidae
Source: the annotation of a GenBank genome assembly